Quercus robur (English oak) is the source of this 1356-nucleotide messenger RNA. Its product is annotated as peptidyl-prolyl cis-trans isomerase CYP21-4. Gene Ontology annotation, molecular function: peptidyl-prolyl cis-trans isomerase activity. The record is from RefSeq and is a predicted model, not a curated record. The coding region runs from base 341 to 1051 and encodes 236 amino acids. The transcript is spliced from 9 exons. Gene Ontology annotation, biological process: protein peptidyl-prolyl isomerization. Lineage: Eukaryota; Viridiplantae; Streptophyta; Magnoliopsida; Fagales; Fagaceae.
CAACCGUCCAUACGCCAAAAAAGUCUUAUGUGGGACCUACUCUUUUGAAACGACGAGUCCACGAAGUACCAAACUGCCAAACGAGAAAGUUCAAAGAUCAGUACCUGAUCUUAUUCCGACAGUUGUUUGAGUUUUAUAUUCCUUCCCAACAUAGAAACAUUAUUACUCCUAUUAUUAUCUUCGCCGAUUGAGUCAAAGAAAAGAUUUAAGCUGUUAACCUCUUUGCCUGUUCAGGUGAUGAAACAAGGCUAUGCAAUAAUUGAAUCUUUAUAAUCAGUGAAAUCCAGGCAGUUGUUUUUGAAAAGAGUGUCUGCAAAAACUAUAGUUGAAGUCACACCUAAUGGCUAGGAUAAAACCUCAGGCUCUGCUACUCCAAAGCAAAAAGAAGAAGGGGCCUACUCGUAUCGGUGCCAGCACAAUAGUAUUAUGCAACUUAGUUGUUGCCUUGAUUGUAUUGUCCAUAAUGGCAACUUAUCGGCACUGGUAUAAGAGGUCAAUGGACCAAACAGAGGAUGGGAAGUCAACUUUUGAGGGCACUGACGUUCGCACGUUUGUAGAUUUGAAGAAGUAUGAUCUUCCUGGUUAUGCUAUUUUGAAUACAUCAAAAGGUUAUAUUACGAUAGAACUUUACAAGGAAAGCUCCCCUGAGAUUGUUGACAGAUUCCUUGACUUAUGCCAAAAAGGGUACUUCAAAGGGAUGCCUUUUAAUCAUGUGAUAAAAAACUAUGUGAUUCAAGGAGGCGAAUACCAGGGGCUUGGGGCUGCUGAAGAGUUGAUAUCACAUGCAAAGCUCCAUCUUCAACUCGGCACAAGUCCAAAACAUGAGGCAUUUAUGCUGGGAACUUCAAAAAUUAGGCUAGAUAGCAAAGGAUUUGAUCUUUUCAUUACAACUGCACCAAUACCAGAUAUGAACGAUAAACUUACAGUGUUUGGACGGGUCAUCAAGGGAGAAGAUGUGGUGCAGGAAAUUGAAGAGGUGGAUACUGAUGAACACUACCGGCCUAAAUCUUCUGUAGGAAUCAUCAAUGUUGCUCUGAAACGUGAAAUUUGAGUGCUAAGUCGAUCUAAUGUUAAGUACUUCUAAAUGGCGUGGUUCUCUCUUGACUAAUUUGCUUGCUGAUAUUUGUCACAAAGUUUGCUAUUUUGCAUAAUUUUUCAUUCAAUUUUUUCAUAAUCCCCAUGCUGCUAGGUUCUUUAUGCUUUUUUUGUGCAUUGAGUAUUGUUUUUUUCUCUCUUUGGAAGCAGCGGCAAUUUUUUUUAUUGGGGUAUAUGUAACAUAAAGGUUGAUAGGAGUUCGUGAAGUAAUAGUAUUUGGUUAAAUUUCAUAUGCUUGGUAGAAAAUUCUUUGCCUUUUAA